Cynoglossus semilaevis (tongue sole) is the source of this 1866-nucleotide messenger RNA. RefSeq names its product neural Wiskott-Aldrich syndrome protein-like. Gene Ontology annotation, biological process: actin filament organization. Bases 316 to 1572 code for a protein of 418 amino acids. The transcript has a single exon. The record is from RefSeq and is a predicted model, not a curated record. NCBI's taxonomy places the organism in Eukaryota, Metazoa, Chordata, Actinopteri, Pleuronectiformes, Cynoglossidae. Gene Ontology annotation, molecular function: actin binding.
AUGUUUUCUUUAUGUUCUGUGAGUAAGUGACAUUAUGUGGUGCAUCGUGGCUUUGACGUGUCACUGCAGCACACUCGCAUCUCAGAUCAAAGGAGAGAGAAUUCAGUUGGAAUUCAUAACAAAGUACUAACUCCCUUUAAUCCAGCUGUCAGUUAAAAGACACUUGAGCUGAUGGUAAACAUUAGCAGCAACUACACCAGACUACAGUGCAGAGGAUUCACGACGAUGAGAGAUUGUCCCGAGUCACCGACCACCACCAACAAACAAUAAAGAACCAGGAAGAAGGAUCCCCCAGAAGAAGGUCAACUACAUGACAUGGCAACACGGUUUGAACUGGAGGCCUCGAAGAUGAAUGUCCAUCAAAAUGGUCCGAAGCUGCCAAUGGCAACCUUCGACAUCAAGAAUCCGGAGAUCAAGAGUAAGUCUGAGCCCAACGACUUCUCAUCCUCCUCCUUCUCCUUCUCCUCCUUGUCCAAGAAGGAAAAGAAAAGCAAAGGUAAAAGGAAGAAAAAUAGGUUGACCACUGCAGACAUCGGACCUCCGACCAACUUCAGGCACUUGGGGCAUGUCGACCACAGUCCAAACGCAGCAUUUAACCUGAAGAACCUGGAUGUGGAGCUUCAGAAUCAGUUCGACAUGUGUGGGAUCUCUCAGCCCAAGCUGAAGGACGUGGACAUUUCUGAUAACGGGGCGUUAGACGGUACUCAGAAAAAAGCUCCUCCAAGAAAACAAUGCGCACCGCUGCCCCCUCCCCACCGGGCAGCUCCACCAAUGAUGCCAUCCCUAACUUCUCCCACAUAUGCCUCAAUUCACGUGGCACCUACAGGUCCAUUUCCUCCUCCUCCUCCACCUCCUCCUCCUCCACCACCACCACCUCCUCCUCCUUUGUUACCUACUUCAGUGCUGUCACUGGCUAGUAGCAAAGGGAACAGCAGUUUGCCAUCACCAGGGGGCAGGUUGUCAAUGUUUGUUCAGAUCAAAGAAGGCAUCCAGCUGAAGCAGGUGGAGCAAAAAGACAGAAGUGAUGAACGUCCUGCUCCUUCACCCUCCACACACAGUGUUGGAGAAGAAAGCCGUGUACGGUCGUGGCAGCAGUCCGUACAGUUAUGUCACAUUACAGAGGCCAGGCGAUUAAAAAGGGUGGAGAAGAAAAACGGAACUAAAGAACCAUCAACUUCUCCGUCACCUCCAACUCCUGCUCCAUCACUGUCCUCACUUACCAGUGGAGGAGACAACGGUCUUGUGCUAUCUGGGAACCGGUCAGCACUGCUGAGUCAGAUCAAAGACGGGUUUCAACUGAAGAAGGUGGAGCCGAGUGACCGCACCAGCAGCCCUCAAACUCCUUCACCUUCCAGCCUGGCUCUCAGUAACACCGGGAAUUGUGGUCUUCACUGCUCUGAUGGAGAGUCACUUCUGGACCAGAUCAGAGGAGUCCAACUCAAACGAACUGAAGACCAUAGAGAAUUGACUCCUUCCUCCUCCUGCCCCUCCUCCUCCUCUUCCUUGCAUUCAGAAGAUUUUAGAGCAUUUUUGAAGGACGGGAUCAAGAGAAGAAUCAAGACCCCGUACUAGACGUUGUUGAGGUUGUUUGACUAACUCUUGUGUCCCUGGAAUUGCAAAUCCAACUGACGCCAGUGAGAGGCGUUAUUGCACGAUACUGUUAGAUUUUGACACGAGAAGCAGAAACAUUUAACGCCGGUGCCUAAAUUAAGGCAUCUCGUUAAAAACACCUAUCAAAACAAAGUUUUUUUUUUUAACACCCUCCAACUGUCUUGGUCUAAAUCGAUGACAUGUUCCAGCCUUACAGCAACAACAUCACUGGUUUGAGGCCAGGAUUAUGUGCAGGUGAUGGAUCCAAAUCAUAAC